AUGGGCAAGCAAGGACUGCGUACCGCCGUCAAGGUGGAUACCACGAAAGAUGCUGGGACCUUGCCUUAUCUACACAACAGAUGGCAUCCAGACAUCCCAUCUUGCGAGACGAUCAAGAACGGCGAGACGGUGAAGAUUCAAUGCAUCGAUUGGACUGGAGGGCAGAUCAAGAACGAUGACUCUGCCAACGAUGUCAGGGACGUUGAUCUCACACGCGUCCACUACUUGAGCGGCCCUUUCGAGAUCGAAACGGCCGAACCCGGAGAUAUCCUGUUGGUAGACAUUCAAGACGUUCAACCCCUGCCAGACCAGCCAUGGGGCUUCACAGGCAUCUUCGGCAAAGACAACGGCGGUGGCUUCCUCGACGAGCACUACCCAGAGCCAGCCAAGGCGAUCUGGGAUUUCGAAGGCAUCUAUUGCUCCUCCAGACACAUUCCUGGAGUCAAGUUCGCUGGCUUGAUCCAUCCGGGUAUUCUGGGCUGCGCUCCCUCUCAAGAGAUUCUGGAGACAUGGAACAAGCGGGAGGCGCAGCUAAUCAGCGAGUGCAGUCAUAUGACUCGCGAAGUCGCGAAGCCACCGGAGCCGAAGUCUGUUCACGUCGGUACCGGUGAUGAUAAGAUCAAGGAGAAGGUUGGCAAGGAGGGCGCAAGAACUAUUCCAGGCCGACCAGAACACGGCGGCAACUGCGACAUCAAGAACCUCUCUCGCGGCAGCAAGGUAUACCUGCCUGUCCAUGUCAAAGGCGCCAAAUUCAGCGUCGGAGACCUCCACUUCUCCCAAGGCGAUGGCGAGAUCUCAUUCUGCGGCGCCAUUGAGAUGGCCGGCGAGAUCACCAUCAACUUCUCCGUCAUCAAGAACGGCAUAGCCGAUAUGGGUUUGAAGAGCCCAAUCUACAUUCCUGGACCUGUUGAGCCGCAGUUCGGUCCUGGACGCUACAUCUACUUUGAGGGUUUCAGUGUUGACGAGCAGGGCAAGCAGCAUUAUCUGGAUGCUACGGUUGCGUAUAGGCAGACGUGCCUUCGAAUCUUCGAGGUACUUAACUUCAGGUGGAACAUGUCACUGCUAUGUCUUAGACUUGAAGGGGCUUGA
Messenger RNA from Saxophila tyrrhenica, 1089 nucleotides. RefSeq lists its product as uncharacterized. Lineage: Eukaryota; Fungi; Ascomycota; Dothideomycetes; Mycosphaerellales; Extremaceae. The transcript is spliced from 5 exons. Bases 1 to 1089 code for a protein of 362 amino acids. The record is from RefSeq and is a predicted model, not a curated record. Gene Ontology annotation, molecular function: hydrolase activity, acting on carbon-nitrogen (but not peptide) bonds, in linear amides.